CUCGCUAAGUAUGCUGCUAAAGGAAGCGUUUGAUUUAUUUCUGUGGAUAAUAUGAAGUCUCACUAUAUAAAGCGGCAGGGCUCUUCAUGCAUUAAAGAUGCCGGUUAGGUAGCAUCUUGACCGCUUGAUUCAUGAUCAUUUUUGAUCUUACGACAACAUGGGGGGAGGGGGGCAUGUCAAUAUGACACAGUGAAGCAAAAACUUAUUUUCGUUCUGUAUUUAUAUGUAUGAUGUUGCUGCUAAAUUCAGACGGUAUCUGCAGUUUUUGGUGCCCUUCACCCUGCAGUUUCUCAUUUUCUGGACAUCUGUACGGACUAAUCAGACGGAAUAAAACUACGCUGUAAAGUACCUACUGCAGUCCGAUGGCUAAACAGAUGAGUCAUGCUGGAAGCUAGAUGAAUAGAUCCACUUAACGUGUGCUGCAUAAGCCACAAGCCAUCAUGGUCGAGGAGGAGGAGAAGGGUCACACCAGGACUCUGGUCCUGAUGGUUUGCUCAGCUGCGAUCGGCGGUACCCUGCAGUAUGGCUACAACAUCGCCAUCAUCAACGCACCCACGGCGUUCAUCCAGAGGUUCAUCAAUGAGACGUGCCGGGAACGCUGGGAUGUGCAGCUUGACUUCUACCAGGUGACGCUCGUGUGGACCCUGGUGGUGUCCGCAUUCUCACUCGGCGGCCUGACAGGGGCCCUUGCAGGGGGUCCCAUGGCCGUAUUCCUGGGCAGGAAGCGGGCCCUGCUGGCAAACAAUAUCUUCCUACUCGCCAGCGCCGCCCUGGUGCUCAGCUGUCAGGCUGCUGGCUCCUUCGAGAUGCUCAUCCUGGCUCGUUUCCUGGUGGGCGUCAACUCGGGCGUCAGCAUGAGCGUGCAGCCCAUGUACUUCAGUGAGAGCGCCCCCAUGAGGCUGCGCGGGGUUGUGUCGCUGUCCUCGGCUGUCUUCACUGCACUGGGCGUGGUUCUGGGCCAGGUGGUGGGUCUCACUGACGUGCUGGGCUCUGAGCCCCAGUGGUCGUACCUUUUGGCCAGCAAUGCCGUCCCUGGUCUGCUGCAGCUGCUGACGCUGCCCUGGUUCCCCGAAAGCCCGCGGUACUUGCUGAUCGACCGCGGCGACCGCGAAGCCUGUGUGCUGGCCUUGCGGCGGCUCCGUGGGAGGCCCGUCCAGGACAGCGAGCUGGAGGAGAUGCUGCAGGAGCAGGCGAUGGCCGGGGAGGAGGCGAGGGCCCUGCGGCCCUGCGAGCUGCUCUCGCACCGCGGCCUGCGCCGACAGCUGUUCUCCGUCAUGACCACCAGCAGCGCCAUACAGCUUUGCGGCAACGACUGCAUCUACUUCUACGCCUUCUACGUGUUCCAGGAGGUGGGUGUGGCCAACAGCCGCAUCCAAUACGCGACCAUCGGCACGGGCGCUUGUGAGCUGCUCUCCUCGAUUGCUAGCAGCCUGCUGAUCGAGAGGCUGGGACGGCGCCCCCUGCUGGUGGGAGGCUACGCCUUCAUGGCCGGCUGGGCUGCUGUCUUCACCCUAGCCCUGACGCUCCAGGGCACUGUGCCCGGGAUGCCCUACUUGAGCAUGGCCUGCGUCUUUGCCUACAUCCUCAGCUUUGGCAUGGGUCCGGCAGGGGUGACUAUGAUCUUGCCCGCUGAGGUCUUCGGCCAGACGGCCCGGCCGUCGGCCUACAUGAUCUCCGGCGCCCUCAUGUGGCUCAACCUGUUCCUGGUGAGCAUGAUCUUCCCCUUCCUGGUGAGCGGAUUGGGCUCGUUUUGCUUCGUCCCCUUCGGUACCAUCUGCCUGCUAUCCUCGCUGUAUGUGGCUGCCAUGCUGCCCGAGACCAAGGGGAAAAGCCUGCGUGAGAUCACAGACGAGUUCGACAAGCUCAAUCUCAGGUCCGGGAGGGAAGCUGCCUCCUCUCAGGAAUAAACACGGCAGGGAAAUAUCCUCCAGAUUCUCAGGCCAGUAAUCAAAACUCUCUCCAGACUGCUAAUAUAUGUUUUACCAGCAGAGGGAGCCGCUCAGACAAUCGUCUGAGGUGCAUGAUCAUGAAUGCAAAGCUCUUAUCAAUGCAACUCCAGAUAUUUAUUCUCAAUAUUUGCGCCCUCUAGUGGACGGGAGUCCUGGGUGCACCCUGCCUUGUGCCCUGUGCUUCCCUGGGCUUCCUGACCCUGUGGUGGACCCUACCUCAGCUCUCAAUGCUCCCUGAAGAGCCGCACGUAGGGACCGGGGGCCCGUCGGCGGGUAAAACAUGAGGAGGAACUCCACAUGACUGAAGGGAUGGCGUGCUGGGGGCGCGGAAUGAGAAAAGACCCGUCACGCAGCAUUUACGCCAAGGAGCAUCUGGAGCCGGUGACUCCAGUGGACGGCCUGCUGCGGACGGCCUGCUGCGGACGGCCUGCUGCGGACGGCCCGCUGCGGACGGCCUGAUGAGGACGGCCUGAUGAGGACGGCCUGCUGCGGACGGCCUGAUGCGGACGGCCUGAUGCGGACGGCCUGCUGCGGACGGCCUGAUGAGGACGGCUGUGCCAGUCGGCAGCUUCACCUGGUAUCAGCACAUUGCCAUCCCCGGGGGCUGUGACCUCACCUUCAGCCUGUCUAUGCUGCACAUUCAGUUUGAUUCGUCUAAAUCCCAUUUCACGUGUAACAAGCGCAUGACGUCACACAGAGUGUGGUGGACAGUAUAAGCAAAAUCUCAGUGACAGUGUGUUCCUUAGACGGCAAUCCACACAGCGUGACCAAACAAACAAACAAAUCCUCCCUGAGGAUUUCCCAUGAAUCUUCUGGAAGGUUCAAAUAACAAAUAAACGUUGAAACGGUCAUUAUGUGGAGCUAUCAGCCCACCACCAUCUGUGAUGCGCGCAGAAAAGUCAACAGCUAAUGUGUGGAUUUGCUGGACCACAGCGAGCAUCCACUGCUGUGGGAUCCUUUUCGAGGCCGACUGCCGAGGAGCCGCGGCGGUGAUGAGCAAGCAAGCAGAGCCGAGGGUCACCUGCUGACGCCGGGCAGAGACAGGAGCACAUCCCUGCAUUGGUGGGCUGUCCAGGAUUUUACAUUUAUUUAGCAGACCCUUUCAUCCUAUUAGAUGUACAACCGAAAAUGUACGUUCUGCCACACUCUGUAGCAAUUGGGGUUAAGGAUCUUAUUUAGGGGGUCUUACAGUGAAACUACUCAGGGAUUUGAGCCGGCAACCUUCUGAUCACAAGCACAGUACCCAAAGUCAAUGAACCCUAAGUUAUGUUUUUCGUUUUCAUUGUGUUAUUGAUAGAGUAUAUGCUUCUUCUUUGCACCAGGUACCAUACUGUUGGUACUUGUACCUGACUGAAAAUUAAUAGAAAAGGAGUGUAUGGAAUUUUUAGUACCAAAUGUUUGGUCCCUGGUGAAAUGGAAAAGUACCAAAAGAGGACAGUAGAUGGUUGGAUGGAUGGAUGGAUGGAUGGA
Messenger RNA from Brienomyrus brachyistius, 3419 nucleotides. Its product is annotated as solute carrier family 2, facilitated glucose transporter member 11-like. Gene Ontology annotation, molecular function: hexose transmembrane transporter activity. The transcript has 3 exons. Gene Ontology annotation, cellular component: membrane. The coding region runs from base 441 to 1907 and encodes 488 amino acids. Gene Ontology annotation, biological process: monosaccharide transmembrane transport. The record is from RefSeq and is a predicted model, not a curated record. Lineage: Eukaryota; Metazoa; Chordata; Actinopteri; Osteoglossiformes; Mormyridae.